CAGUGAAAUUAGAGCAGGAAUCCCUUGAUAAUGUUGCACAUUUUUAAACCCUACAAAUCAGGUGAUAAGUUUCCAGAGGAUACUUGGUGCUGUAUAAAAAUGAUGGAAUCAGUAGAAGCUCAGUUUUAGUUUGUCUAAUUUUAUAUUAGAUCUUCAAAUGCAGCAGGUUUUAGAUUAUGCUUGGGCUAUUUUAAAUACUGAAACUCAACAUAAAAUAGGGUAGUGAGUAUCAAUGUAGAAUUAUGGCUUACUUCAUUUGAGUAUUUGACAAAAAGCAGGAAACCAAGUUAUGCAGUCCUUUUUUGCUUUUAAUGCUAGGUUUCUUCUGAUGUAUUCUACAAUUCUCUGCAGCCAUUAUAAUUCUGCUCUAACAACGGCAGUAGUUGGUGCUAUAAAAAAUGUGUCUGUUGCUUAUAUUGGCAUGCUGUUUGGUGGAGAUUACAUGUUUAAUAUGUUGAACUUCAUUGGACUCAAUAUCAGCAUGGCAGGAGGGCUGAGAUAUUCAUUCUUGGCAAUACAGGGACAGGACAAUCCUGAAUGUCCCUCCAUAGAUGAGGAAAAAGCAAUUCCAGGUUCCAAGAGCUAACUGAAGCAGACAACAUGAAAAACUCUAAAGAUGCCAAUUUAAGCAAACAUAUUUCCUUGGACAGAAGAUGAUAAUUGAAACAUAUAAAAAAUGCACCUGAAAAAACACUUGCUAUAUCAAAGCAAUCUUCAACGUACACAAAAUAGUUUGCAAGCUUUUGAGUUUCCAAGAAUUGUUCGUGAUUAAAAAUCCAAAAAACAAUAUUAAGGGGUAUAUAAAAUGUGACCUUUUUUUUAGGCUAUGUCUGUAAUGGGCUUCAAAUGGUGUGUGAUUUUUAU
Messenger RNA from Ahaetulla prasina, 864 nucleotides. RefSeq names its product UDP-N-acetylglucosamine/UDP-glucose/GDP-mannose transporter-like. The record is from RefSeq and is a predicted model, not a curated record. Bases 290 to 586 code for a protein of 98 amino acids. NCBI's taxonomy places the organism in Eukaryota, Metazoa, Chordata, Lepidosauria, Squamata, Colubridae. The transcript is spliced from 3 exons. Gene Ontology annotation, molecular function: antiporter activity; GDP-fucose transmembrane transporter activity. Gene Ontology annotation, cellular component: Golgi apparatus.